AUGGUCGAAAACAAGACCAAUGAUGGAAUGAAACAAAUAUUUGAAUCACUUGGCACUAUUUUGGGCACAUUACACGCCAAAUUUGUCAUUCACGGGGAUCUUACAACUUCCAACAUCCUGAUCGACCCCAAAGACCAACGAUCAAUUCAUUUGAUAGACUUUGGAUUGGCUCAGGUGAACGUUCAUUCAUCGGAAGACAUGGGAGUCGAUAUUUAUGUCCUCGAGAGAUCACUUUGUUCCACACAUGGUGAUACAACUGACUUGUUUGCUGCUCUUGUUCAUAAUUAUUCUAUUUUGUGUCCUGCUGGAGCUGCAAAAUAUGAACAGGUGAUUCGUCGAAGAAUUGAUGAAAUGGGUGACAAUGUAAAGGAAAUCCUUAUUGAAAGACUAAAGCGAAGUCUGGAAUGCAAAGAUGGAACACGUUGUAAAAAUUUUAUCGGAGCUUAUAGUAGAAAAACAAAGAACUCAAAUGGCGCAGCUUUAAUAGACUUCUGCAGUAGAUUUGAUCUUUUUGUGGAAGAUGGCAUUUAA
Messenger RNA from Octopus sinensis (East Asian common octopus), 531 nucleotides. RefSeq names its product EKC/KEOPS complex subunit TP53RK-like. Gene Ontology annotation, molecular function: protein serine/threonine kinase activity; ATP binding. Gene Ontology annotation, biological process: protein phosphorylation. The transcript is spliced from 3 exons. NCBI's taxonomy places the organism in Eukaryota, Metazoa, Mollusca, Cephalopoda, Octopoda, Octopodidae. Gene Ontology annotation, cellular component: EKC/KEOPS complex; nucleus; cytosol. The record is from RefSeq and is a predicted model, not a curated record. Bases 1 to 531 code for a protein of 176 amino acids.